Cannabis sativa is the source of this 1002-nucleotide messenger RNA. RefSeq lists its product as uncharacterized. The transcript has 4 exons. The coding region runs from base 1 to 1002 and encodes 333 amino acids. The record is from RefSeq and is a predicted model, not a curated record. NCBI's taxonomy places the organism in Eukaryota, Viridiplantae, Streptophyta, Magnoliopsida, Rosales, Cannabaceae.
AUGGUGGGUGAGAAAAAGCUGCUAGAUGAUCCUCUUGAACUAAGUUUAACUGAAGAUGAAUUGACGGAGCAAGAGGGACAAGAGGUCAUGGGUUAUGUGAAGUGGCUUGAUUCCUAUGGGCCCUUGAACAGAAGAUAUUUUGAGGAAUUGGGAGCAGUUCCAAAAGAGCUAAAGACAUCUACUGAAAAGCCUCCAGAACUUGAAUUAAAGGUGCUUCCUAGUCACUUGAGGUAUGAAUUUUUGGGUCAAGAUAAAAAGCUGCAAGUUAUUGUUUCAGCUUCUCUCUCUGAUGUGGAAACUGAUAGACUUCUGAGGGUACUCCGAGCUCAUAAUAAGGCCAUCGCUUGGACACUAGGUGAUGUCAAAGGAAUCAGUCCUUCAACAGUGAUGCAUCGAAUUCUCAUGGAAGACAAUGCCAAACCGACAAUUGACGCUCAACGAAGACUCAAUCCACCCAUGAAAGAAGUUGUUAGAAAAGAAGUAGUUAAGUGGUUGGAUGCUGGAGUUGCUUAUCCUAUUUCAGAUAGUAAGUGGGUUAGCCCGGUGCAAGUGGUCCCAAAGAAAGGUGGAAUGACGAUAGCUAUAGCACCUGAAGAUCAGGAGAAGACUACUUUCACAUGUCCCUACGUUUUUGGUUCUUCCUUCGAUCAUUGUUUGGAAAAUUUGGAAAAAGUGCUAACAAGGUGCGAGAAGUCUAACUUGGUGUUAAACUGGGAGAAGUGCCACUUUAUGGUAACAGAAGGAAUUGUUCUUGGGCACAAAAUUUCAAAGGCAGGAAUUGAGGUGGAUAAGGCUAAAGACUUCUCCAAAAUCUCAAAACCUUUAUCUAGUUUACUUGUCAAUGGUGUAUCAUUUGAGUUUGGAGAAGAUUGUUUAAAAGCUUUCAAGAUUUUAAAGGAGAGAUUGAUUACAGCACCGAUAGUAACUUCACCAAAUUGGGAAUUGCCGUUUGAGUUUAUGUGCGACGCAAGAGACUAUGCCAUUGGAGCGGUCUUGGGAUAA